AUGAGUGCUCCGUUAAUCCCAAACAAGUCAUGUUAUGCCCAGCUUCAGGACAACCACAGCGAAAUAAAAAAUAAUAAUGAAAGCAUAGUGAGUGUGGGGGAUACCAAUGCCAACCAAAUCGUGACAAAAGUUAGAACCACUGAAAGAGAUGUUAAAAAACGUGAUUUGACAGAUGAGAGUGGGAAUAUACACUCUGGAGGAUCAGAGAAAGUUACUCAUUUGAAUACAGAGCAGAAUAAACUUCUGACCUUCAGAGACUCUCGGACCUGUCACACCAGUGUGCAGGAAAGUAAUCUGCCCUCCACCACAAGCAGGGAAGUGGGGAAAGAUUGUAGGACCAGCGAAGCUAAGGAUAUAUCAAGGCAUAUCAGGAUUAGCCGAGGACAAAGUCUGUCCAAUUUAAAAAGUAGCACAAAUGAUGCCAACCUGGAGGUUAUUUCCAAAGGUGACGUUGACGUCACUCAGAACUUUUCUAAGGGUAAAAUGUCCAGGACUGUGGAGAUGGAGAGAAUAAAAAGGCUUUCUCUAGGAAGACCAAGUAAAUUCUCUCCUCAAUCUGAAACAUUUGCAAAAGACUGCGUUGGCCGCGUGUCAUGUAAACGUCUGCUUUCUGCAUCAUUGGACUCCAUCGACAGGUCACACCAUCUGAUAGGAAAUACAGAGAAAUCACAAAAAACAUCCACGGAUCAUUUUCUUGGGAUGGUGUUUCAUCCACUUGACAAUACCUCAGAGGAAAAUACUGUAUUUUAUUCCAAACCAUCUACCUCAGGGAACAAGAAAAUAAGUAAACCAGAAAAUGUACCAAAUGUUAACAUUGAAAGCACAUUGCAUACUUCUCAUUCUCAACAUUCAGCUGUUAAGCCCAAUGAGAUUGCUAGUAAAUCAGAAGCACAAUUAGGUCAGGGUGAUAAAAGUAAAAAAUUGGAGCUUAAGACUGCACCAUCUCUACAAUCUAAAAACACGUGUCAACAAAAGAUUGAGAGAAUUAUGCUGGUAGAGUUCACGGGAUGUCAAAAAGAUGAAAAUACAGCAAUGCAGGAACAGAAAGGCUCUUUGUCUGAUGCAUCAAAAUUUCAAGCAUCCCAUUUUCAAGACACUUGUAAUAAAGUAGAGGAUCCAUUGUCAAGCCAGGUGGUAACCUAUCGUAAUGAUAAAUUGCUAAGUGAUAACAUCACCAUCGGUGGGGAAGGGGGAGGAAGCAAUGACAGUGACAACAGGGCAACUAACCAGGUUGCUGAGGAAUACUUUACUGACAAAGAAGUGGAAACAAUAUUCCCACUCACUUGCAGUAGUAAAUCCAGUGACAAAGCGACACCUGGAAAAAAUGAAAAUUUACAUGGAGCUGACACGGGUUGCACUGAAACAGUUGGUGAACAGAUAUCUCUUACACAUAACAUUAAUCUACCUGACAGCAAACCCUUGAAAGCUAAUGAGAAUAAACUGAUGCUAGUCAAAGGAAGCACUGAGGAUGCUGCUGUGCCUGCUUCUGAUCUCUCAGAUCAGCACAGAGCAUGCCGUGAAGAGACAGUGUCAAACCAGGAACCUGACAACAACGACAAUGAUGCGGAAACCUUGAGUUUUUCAGUUCCAAGUAAAAAGACAGCUCAUGCACAGAAACAUCCUCCAGAUGAAGCACCAGGGAGCUGUAAAGUUUCUGCAAAGGCUGAUGCCUUUUUAUGUGUCUCAACUCCUGUGCACCCGGUGUCAACGCUGGAUGUCAAUAGUCAACCCACGCUAUCAAACAGUAAUUUAAAGGACCUUUAUGCACUUCAUGUUGCCAAACUGUCACCCUCCUCAGUCCUACCUCCCAUUGACAGUACGCAGUUGUUAAACAUAUCCCCUAAAGUGCCUAUCAAGACUGCUUGCACCAGUGCCAUCCCAAAACCUAUCCUGGUCCACUCCAAGGGCUCCCUUGCAGAUAAGGCAGAUGUGGACAGUGACUGCAGUGAAAAGCUGGAAGAAAGCAUUGAGAUUAAACCUGCAAUACCUAGGCCCAAACCUGUGAGACCUAAAAUCAUCACAUACAUUAGACGAAACCCUCGUUCGAUAGAGCAGCUCGACCCUUCAUUUGCGCCCCCGGGUCUGCCCUUCGGUACCCCUGCGUGUGGCUUGCCCAUCUCUGCGGAGCAGAAGGCAUCCAACGGAGAGGAGGCAAAGCCCCCCAACAUCCUGUAUGACAAAUUUAAGCCCGACCUCCAGAAGCCAAGACUCUUCAGUUCAGGGCUGGUGGUGUCAGGAAUUAGACCCACAGGUCAUCACUUUGGUCCGAUGAGUGAGAAGUUUCUGCAGGAGGCUGGGGAAAGGCCUGCAAAAGAUGAAUUUUGCCCUCCACCAUAUACUCACUACGAGGUCCCACCAAGUUUUUAUCGAUCCGCCAUGAUACUCAAGCCACAGUUAGGACUGGGUGCAGUGUCCAGGUUACCAUCUGCAAAAAGCAGGAUUCUCAUUGCAAGUCAAAGAUCCUCAGGUAGCUGUCUCCAUCAGCAAGGAGAAAUAACAAGUGCUCCCAGCCUCUAUCAUCCUGAUGCUUCAGUUGAUCUUAAGAAAGGCUCAUGUCCAAGUGCUGCAAAGUCAAAUCUCCCCAAGCCCUGCCAGUCUGGACUUCGUCCUCCAGGUUAUUCACGAUUGCCAGCAGCUAAACUGGCUGCAUUUGGUUUUGUCAGGAGCUCAAGUGUAUCCUCUGUCUCCAGCAACCAGUCAAACGACAGUACUCAGAGUGAUCAAAGCAGGACAACCAACC
Molecule: messenger RNA, 2740 nt
Organism: Antrostomus carolinensis (chuck-will's-widow)
Lineage: Eukaryota; Metazoa; Chordata; Aves; Caprimulgiformes; Caprimulgidae
Product: microtubule-associated tumor suppressor candidate 2
Exons: 3
Cellular component (GO): cytoplasm; nucleus
Molecular function (GO): microtubule binding
Source: RefSeq, a predicted model, not a curated record